AUGGCGGCACCUCGGGGCCAGGAGAGCCCAGGCCGAGAACUGGGUGGCUGUGGGGGGCCAUGGGGGGCCCUGCGGGGACCUCCCCAAGCCCUGCUGCCCUGCCCCUGCCCCGUGCUGGCCAGCUACAGCCUCCUGCCACCCCCCCUGACCCUCCUGGCACCCUUGGUCCAUCCGGCCAUCGAGGGGCCGCUGGGGCUGCCGGUGGAGCCAGGGCGGGCGAAGGCGGCAGCGGCGCGGGAGAGCACCGGGGCGCUGAAGGCGUGGCUGGCGCGGCACCCCCGGAACCCGUACCCCAGCAAGGGCGAGAAGGUGAUGCUGGCCGUGGUGAGCAGGAUGAGCCUCACCCAGGUCUCCACCUGGUUCGCCAACGCCCGCCGGCGCCUCAAGAAGGAGAACAAGGGGAGCUGGGCCCCGCGCAGCGCCUCGGACGGCGACGACAGCGAGAGCGAGGGGGGCCCGGGAGCACCCCCCGGCCCCGGGCCCGGCCCCAGCCCUGCGCAGGAGGGGAGCGGGGGCAGCCCCGAGGGGGGGGCGGGCCCUGGGCAGGGCAAUGAGCCCUCAAAACCCAAGAUCUGGAGCGUGGCGGCGAUGCUGGCACCCAGCGAGAGUCGGGAGCAGGCAUAG
Pezoporus flaviventris is the source of this 624-nucleotide messenger RNA. Its product is annotated as iroquois-class homeodomain protein irx-3-like. Bases 1 to 624 code for a protein of 207 amino acids. The record is from RefSeq and is a predicted model, not a curated record. Gene Ontology annotation, molecular function: RNA polymerase II cis-regulatory region sequence-specific DNA binding; DNA-binding transcription factor activity, RNA polymerase II-specific. Gene Ontology annotation, biological process: neuron differentiation; regulation of transcription by RNA polymerase II; cell development. Gene Ontology annotation, cellular component: nucleus. The transcript has 2 exons. NCBI's taxonomy places the organism in Eukaryota, Metazoa, Chordata, Aves, Psittaciformes, Psittacidae.